AUGUCCUGUGAAAGGAGAAUAAAGGCUGCCCGUUUCCUCGCCCUACGAUGUGAGGCGCUCCCCGCCUCGCCUCCCGGCCUUGAAAGGCUCUUGACCAGGCCAGUGCCGCCGAUGUCGUAUUUAUUGCAAUCUCCACGAUCCGUACCGGCGAGGUUAUUGACGCCACGAGACAACUAUUCAAUCCUCAUGGGAACUCGUAACAAAUAG
Molecule: messenger RNA, 207 nt
Organism: Pieris macdunnoughi
Lineage: Eukaryota; Metazoa; Arthropoda; Insecta; Lepidoptera; Pieridae
Source: the annotation of a GenBank genome assembly